Molecule: messenger RNA, 1968 nt
Organism: Ficedula albicollis (Collared flycatcher)
Lineage: Eukaryota; Metazoa; Chordata; Aves; Passeriformes; Muscicapidae
Gene: GABRA2
Product: gamma-aminobutyric acid type A receptor alpha2 subunit
Exons: 10
Coding region: 300-1667 (455 amino acids)
Biological process (GO): chloride transport; regulation of postsynaptic membrane potential; signal transduction
Cellular component (GO): postsynapse; synapse; GABA-A receptor complex
Molecular function (GO): transmitter-gated monoatomic ion channel activity involved in regulation of postsynaptic membrane potential; GABA-A receptor activity; benzodiazepine receptor activity
Source: RefSeq, a predicted model, not a curated record
GCAGUCCGGGCAGCGGGGCGCGGCUCCGGGGCUGUGCCCGGGCGAGCGCACACUUGACCGGGGGCGACUGAGAGCCCGCGGAGGGCGACGGAAAAUGUCGGAGCAGGAUCGUUGGGAAAGAUGGAGAUACAAUAAGUUGCUAGUACUGAAAAGUGCUGCGGAAAUCCAGUGGUUCCUUUCUCCAGUGAAGUGACAUAUUUUCCUCGGGUUAAGUUGAAAGCACUGCUUGGCGGAGACUGACUGUGGCUGAGAGUGGGUUUGUGUUUUUUUUGCACCGUUAGGUUUUGCGAAGAGCAGCGAUGAAGAGGAAACUGGCACUCUCCGAGAUGCAGUUGGUUCUUCUCGUUUUAUUGGUGUGGCUACCAACAAGAUCAGUGCUGGCUGACUCCCUGGAAGACGAAGCUAAGAAUAACAUCACCAUCUUUACAAGAAUUCUAGACAGACUUCUGGAUGGUUAUGAUAAUCGCCUCAGACCGGGAUUAGGAGAUAGUAUUACGGAAGUCUUCACUAACAUCUAUGUGACCAGUUUUGGACCUGUGUCAGAUACUGAUAUGGAGUACACAAUAGAUGUUUUCUUCCGUCAGAGAUGGAAGGAUGAGAGAUUAAAGUUUAAAGGCCCAAUGAACAUUCUUCGACUGAACAACCUAAUGGCCAGCAAGAUCUGGACUCCAGAUACAUUUUUUCACAAUGGGAAGAAGUCAGUGGCUCAUAACAUGACAAUGCCAAACAAGCUUCUACGAAUCCAGGACGAUGGGACACUCUUGUACACCAUGAGGCUUACAGUCCAAGCUGAAUGUCCAAUGCACUUGGAGGACUUCCCUAUGGAUGCUCACUCGUGCCCACUGAAAUUUGGCAGCUAUGCAUACACAACUUCAGAAGUGACAUACAUUUGGACUUAUAAUGCUUCAGAUUCAGUGCAAGUGGCACCAGAUGGCUCAAGACUGAAUCAGUAUGAUCUUCUAGGCCAAACAAUUGGAAAAGAGACAGUUAAGUCAAGUACAGGUGAAUACACAGUAAUGACGGCUCAUUUUCACUUGAAGAGAAAAAUUGGUUAUUUUGUCAUUCAGACUUACCUCCCCUGUAUCAUGACUGUCAUUCUGUCUCAAGUGUCAUUCUGGCUGAACAGAGAAUCUGUACCUGCCAGGACAGUCUUUGGAGUAACAACUGUGUUGACAAUGACAACACUAAGCAUCAGUGCUCGGAAUUCACUCCCCAAAGUAGCAUAUGCAACAGCUAUGGAUUGGUUUAUUGCAGUUUGUUAUGCGUUUGUAUUCUCUGCAUUAAUUGAAUUUGCAACUGUAAAUUAUUUCACAAAACGAGGAUGGGCCUGGGAUGGAAAAAGUGUAGUGAAUGAUAAGAAAAAAGAAAAAGCAUCUGUCAUUAAGAAAAACAAUGCCUAUGCAGUGGCUGUUGCCAACUAUGCUCCAAAUAUUACCAAGGACUCAGUGCUACCAACCAUCUCCAAGAGUGCUACAACUGCAGAACCCAACAAGGCAAAACCAGAAGCGAAGCCACAAGAAGCAAAGAAGACAUUCAACAGUGUUAGCAAAAUUGACAGAAUGUCUAGAAUAGUGUUUCCAGUCUUAUUUGGUACUUUUAAUUUAGUGUAUUGGGCUACAUAUUUAAACAGGGAGCCUGUCUUACUUGGCUUUGCACCAUCAACCUAAAAGCUGACUUGCACUGAGGACUUCAAGCAUCAUUCUAAUCAGAUAGGUUGUUCGCUAUGUACAGUCCGACUAAUAACUGCUAAUCUGUGAACCAUUAUGUACAGUGUGUAUAUAAAUGUCUUGUCUGUGUGUCUCCAAAGGAGGGACACAGUGUUAGUUCAUGGGUCUGUAAACAGAUAGCACCCAUGGCAAAUACAGCCAGCUCUUUAAAAGUUUAACCCAGGGGACUUCUGUUAAACUAGAAUUCAAAUAUACAGAAUUAUAUUCUCUCCGUACAAUGAGACGAAGAUGUGAUCCUACA